Messenger RNA from Cervus elaphus (red deer), 897 nucleotides. RefSeq names its product rho GTPase-activating protein 20-like. Gene Ontology annotation, molecular function: GTPase activator activity. The transcript is spliced from 8 exons. Gene Ontology annotation, biological process: regulation of Rho protein signal transduction; signal transduction. The record is from RefSeq and is a predicted model, not a curated record. The coding region runs from base 1 to 870 and encodes 289 amino acids. NCBI's taxonomy places the organism in Eukaryota, Metazoa, Chordata, Mammalia, Artiodactyla, Cervidae.
AUGGACUCUGUAAGCUGGGGCAAGGAAUUUCAGAGACUGGCCAGAGGCUGGGACCAGCUGGGAGCUGGGCAAAAUUUAGGGGGCAGCUAUGAUUAUCAUCACCCCCACUUCAUAAAUGAAAAACAAAAGAGCCACACCCAAGAUAUGCUUUCCUUUAUCAACCAAAACGGGCCGUUUACAGAAGGCAUCUUCGGAAAAUCAGGCAAAAUACAAUCAUGCCGAGCCCUAAAGAAGAAACUAAACUCUGGGGACAAAGUGAACUUGGAUGAUGAGUCCAUUCUUGUGGUAGCAUCCACCUUAAAGGAUUUUCUUCGAAAUAUUCCAGGAGGCAUAUUUUCAGCCACUCUCUAUGAUAAAUGGCUUGAUGUUAUUGAUCAAGGGAAUGAGGAGGAGAAAAUAACUGCGACCCAGAGGCUGCUAGACCAGCUGCCAAGAGCCAAUGUAGUUUUUCUGCGAUACCUUUUUGGAGUGUUACACAACAUUGAGCAACAUUCCUCAUCCAAUCAGAUGACAGCUUAUAAUUUAUCAGUGUGUAUCACCCCAAGCAUUCUUGGUCUGCUUAAUUCUGGCAGCACAGCAUUCGAAAACUUCACCAAGAAGAUUUCUUUCAUACAAUUUCUCAUUGAAAACUGUCUCAAGAUAUUUGGAGAAGAUAUCACGUCUCUCUUUGGACCGAAGUCAGUGAGUUGUGAUAACAGUCAUAUCACUGACGUCACUGAUAACAGUGAGAAGGUUGCAGUGACAACAGAACAACCUCUUGAAUCCAAGCCAGUGAGAGUGACAGUGAUUUACAGAAAGGCACAACUGCAGUAUAAUGCCAUGACCUCAUCAAGGAUGGGUCCAUCCACUGACCUGUCUACAGUUUUCUAAGUUCCUGAAGAUUACAGUGCCCAUAAG